AUGAUGAUACAAGCUAACAAAUUAUUUUUCUUUAUUAAAUUCUGCUCAUUUUCCCUUUUAAUACGGACAUAUCAGAAUUCAUAUAAGACAAAUAUAUAUGGAAUAACAUAUAUUAAGAAAAUUGAUCUAAAUAAUUCAUUAUAUGUAAGAGUAGACAGAUUAUUACAUGGAGAAAAAUGUUUACAUCCCCCCAAUGGAAGAAUACCUUUAAAAAAAAUGUCUUCAAAAAACUUUAAAGUCUCAUCUGAUACAUCAAAUAAUAAUAACUAUGAAGGACGGCAUAGAAAACUAAAAAAAAAAUCGUCAAAAAAGGAAAAAAACGUGUCAGCAUCCAUUAUUAAACCUAAAAAAGGAUUAGAUGAUACAUAUAGUAUUAAAAUGGUAAAAGCAUUUGAUAAUGAAUACAAAGAAGUAAAUAACCUUAUGUGUAAAUUUGCACAAAAAUUUCCAAGGCAUAUUCAUGUUAUUAUUGUAUUUAUAUGUUUCAGUAUUGUUGCAUUGGUGGUAGUAAUGUUAAUAAGUAAGGGGGAUAUAAAAGACCUUCAUGCCACAUUAUCCUUUCCAAUAUUUUUUUCAAUAUUUAUUUUAACACUAUUAUUUACUUCCUAUAAAUUAUUGAAAAAUAUGUACAAGGGUAAUAAUAAGUAA
This is a messenger RNA of Plasmodium malariae, 648 nucleotides long. RefSeq names its product Plasmodium exported protein, unknown function. Lineage: Eukaryota; Apicomplexa; Aconoidasida; Haemosporida; Plasmodiidae. The coding region runs from base 1 to 648 and encodes 215 amino acids. The record is from RefSeq and is a predicted model, not a curated record. The transcript is spliced from 2 exons.